GAGGACGGAGAACAGGUUAUGUGGGAGCCGGCGGGGGCAUUUGCCGGCGACACCGGAGCGGGGGCCGGAAGUGGAGCACCCGACAGCUGCGCCGCAGGAGCUCCGGGCUAGAUCGUGGCGACGGCAGCGGCCCCUCUGCUGGAGGAGGACGAUGAGGAGCGACGGAAGCGGCGCGGGGGGACGCUGCUGCGCGGCGCCCGGUUUCGUGCCCGCGGCCCACUGCGCAGCCUGCCCGCAAGUCUGAGAUAUAUACGGAGAGCCACAAUGGAAAAGUCCUGGAUGCUGUGGAACUUUGUUGAAAGAUGGCUAAUAGCCUUGGCUUCAUGGUCUUGGGCUCUCUGCCGUAUUUCUCUUUUACCUUUAAUAGUGACCUUUCAUCUGUAUGGAGGCAUUAUCUUACUUUUGUUAAUAUUCAUAUCAAUAGCCGGUAUCCUAUAUAAAUUCCAGGAUGUAUUACUUUAUUUUCCAGAACAGCCAUCCUCUUCACGUCUUUAUGUUCCCAUGCCCACUGGUAUUCCACAUGAAAAUAUUUUCAUCAGAACCAAAGAUGGAGUACGUCUAAAUCUUAUUUUGAUAAGGUACACUGGAGACAGUUCACCCUAUUCCCCAACUAUAAUUUAUUUUCAUGGGAAUGCAGGCAACAUAGGUCACAGGUUACCAAAUGCAUUGCUCAUGUUGGUGAACCUCAAAGUUAAUCUUUUGCUUGUUGAUUAUCGAGGAUAUGGAAAAAGUGAAGGAGAGGCAAGCGAAGAAGGACUCUACUUAGAUUCUGAAGCUGUGCUAGACUAUGUGAUGACUAGACCUGACCUUGAUAAAACAAAAGUUUUUCUUUUUGGCCGUUCCUUGGGAGGAGCAGUGGCUAUUCAUUUGGCUUCUGAAAAUUCACAUAGGAUUUCAGCCAUUAUGGUGGAGAACACAUUUUUAAGCAUACCACAUAUGGCCAGCACUUUAUUUUCAUUCUUUCCAAUGCGUUACCUUCCUUUAUGGUGCUACAAAAAUAAGUUUUUGUCCUACAGAAAAAUCUCUCAGUGCAGAAUGCCUUCACUUUUCAUCUCUGGACUCUCUGACCAAUUAAUCCCACCAGUAAUGAUGAAGCAACUUUAUGAACUCUCCCCAUCUCGGACUAAGAGAUUAGCCAUUUUUCCAGAUGGGACUCACAAUGACACAUGGCAGUGCCAAGGCUAUUUCACAGCCCUGGAGCAGUUCAUCAAAGAAGUCGUAAAGAGUCACUCUCCUGAAGAAAUGGCAAAGACUUCAUCUAAUGUGACAAUUAUAUAAUGUUCCCCUUAUUAAGUUAAUGCACUGUAUUUUAAGUUGUGCAGAAUGAUAAAGAAUGUUCGUUUCUAGAAGUGUAUGUCUGUACUUGUCUGAAGAGGGACAUUAAACUUUGAAAGGACUUCA
Molecule: messenger RNA, 1401 nt
Organism: Cynocephalus volans (Philippine flying lemur)
Lineage: Eukaryota; Metazoa; Chordata; Mammalia; Dermoptera; Cynocephalidae
Gene: ABHD13
Product: abhydrolase domain containing 13
Exons: 2
Coding region: 265-1278 (337 amino acids)
Cellular component (GO): membrane
Molecular function (GO): palmitoyl-(protein) hydrolase activity
Source: RefSeq, a predicted model, not a curated record